Molecule: messenger RNA, 1116 nt
Organism: Morus notabilis
Lineage: Eukaryota; Viridiplantae; Streptophyta; Magnoliopsida; Rosales; Moraceae
Exons: 2
Coding region: 442-921 (159 amino acids)
Source: RefSeq, a predicted model, not a curated record
GCUUCAUUAUAAUAGAGCUCUCUUUUCAGCCUCCAGCCAUCUCUCUCUCCCUCUCUUCUCUCUCUCUCUCUCUCUCUCUCUCCCUCUCUCUCUCUAAAACUUUGGUUUUUACUAGAUUUCUCUGCUUUCUAUCACCCACUUAAGUUUCAAGAGGCGAGUCAUAAUAAAAUAUCGCCUCUACUCAACAUAAACUUCUCUUAGGCUCUUAGCCACCAAAAAAAAAAAAAAAAAAAACUCUUUUAAGUCAUCACUGAAAGAGAAAAUGCUCAAUUGGGGUUAUAUAUAUACAUAUAUAUCUCCUCUCUUUUCACUUUGUUUCCUUUGCAUAGCUGGUAAUGUCCCACCAAGAAGAUAGCUUGGAAGAGGAUCAUUCUUAAGCACAUACAACUAACAUAUAUACACAUAUAUAAAUAUAUAUAUAUAGGGACUUUUUAACGGCAAAUGGGUGGUGGUGGUGUAGCUCCAGUGCAGGCAGUUAUGGCGGGUUUGAAUACUGAGAAUGCAGAGAGAGAGGAGUAUUGGAGGCACGUGGAUAGCUCAGUCAAUGCGGUGUCGUUUGGCUUUGUGGCCACUGCUAUUCUUAUAUCAAUGUUUCUUCUGAUGGCAAUCUUCGAGAAGUUUCUCAGGUCAAGAUCAUCUUCACCGGCCUCCUCAGCUAAUUCUCCUCCAAAUUUGGACCUCGAGCGACAGAAUAUGGGCUAUGGCCAUCAUGCCAAACUUGAUCAUCCAUCUCCCAAAAUGACAGUUUAUGCAAGAGGAGUAUCAGUCUUAAUGCCUGGAGAAGAAAUCCCGACAUUCAUUGCUCAUCCUGCGCCAGCACCGUGUCCUCCGGAGGGAAUCUCGCGGCCUUUUCAUGAUCAACAUCAUCAAUGUCUGGAUCUCUCACCAAAUGCAACUAAUUCAACCCAAAACCAAACAUGAAACAAACAAUCAAGAAUAGAGAAAAGGGCUAGCACUCUUUCACAGACUUUGAAUGAAGUCUGAGAUUAUUUGCACUUCUUCUUCUUCUUCUUGAGGGGUAUUAAUUCCAAAUGAUCUACCGUUGGUAUAAAGAAAGCCCGUUUUUGUAAAUUAGACUUCCUAAUUCUGGUUUCUGCAAAAAGUGGUUUGUGGCUA